AUGGUAUCAUCAGAUGAAUUUAGAGAUGCUGACGAUGUUUUAUUUUCCACGUCGAAUGAAGUUACCUACAUUGCAUUUGACGGUGCUGAUUGUAAAUAUACACCAGGUGAUUGCUUUGAUCCAGCUGUUAUGACGAGAAUAAAACUAUCAUGUCAUUCAAGGUUAUUUAAUGCAACAUCGUUUGAUCAAAUUCCAGAACUUUUGGAUGAUAUUAUAAUUCCCGAUUACUGUUCAUUUGGUGACAGUGUCGAUAUUAAUAUUUGGAUUGGACCAUCAGAAAAUGUAUCAUCUCCGUAUUUCGAUCCAAAAAGUAACAUAUUUGCCAAAUAG
Messenger RNA from Brugia malayi, 330 nucleotides. RefSeq lists its product as uncharacterized. Lineage: Eukaryota; Metazoa; Nematoda; Chromadorea; Rhabditida; Onchocercidae. Bases 1 to 330 code for a protein of 109 amino acids. The record is from RefSeq and is a predicted model, not a curated record. The transcript is spliced from 3 exons.